Molecule: messenger RNA, 1061 nt
Organism: Hermetia illucens (black soldier fly)
Lineage: Eukaryota; Metazoa; Arthropoda; Insecta; Diptera; Stratiomyidae
Product: thioredoxin-related transmembrane protein 2 homolog
Exons: 1
Coding region: 101-922 (273 amino acids)
Cellular component (GO): membrane-bounded organelle
Molecular function (GO): disulfide oxidoreductase activity
Source: RefSeq, a predicted model, not a curated record
AGGUUAUCAGACACUAGUCAAACUGACAGCUCCACCAGAUUCGCUCAGCUUUUAUUGCUCGUGGGCGACAUUAAUUAGGAGGUUUUCCGGCGCUAGGAAAAUGUCGUUUAAAAAAGACUUAAAGUUAUUAAUAAAACCUUAUUAUUGGGUUAAUAUUCUCCUGAGUUUUUCAUACAUAAUCGCGAAACGCACACCACUCUUGUGUAAUUACUUGUUUAAUUUGAAAGCGGAGGAACGAUGCGAACUGGAUGGACGUGAAACCGAAAUUUUAUUCUUUCUCGUUAUUGUUAUUAUGAUUCGAACCCGAAAAACCGGAAGCGUGACUAUGAUCAAUUAUCUGACGUCUUCGUUCAUCUAUACGAAAAUAGCGAACUUGAUUUUAUGGUCGUACGGGGAUGUCCGCUAUGGAGCCCUGUUCCUGUGUAUUUUUAUCCUGAUUGGCCUAGUUUUGCCGGAGCCGACCUACAGUGGACCUGAGCAUAUCACAUAUUUCCGCAAUGCGACGUCUUUCGAGGAAGAAAUGAAUCGUGACAAGAGGAUCUGUUGGAUCGUAUGCUUUUUCACCGUGUGGAAUCCGGCUUGCGUCAACUUUGCGCCUAUUUUCUCCUCCUUGUCUGCUGAGUAUCACUUGGACAACUUUAAAUUUGGCAAAAUCGAUGUUGGAAGGGACCCAAGCGCCGCACAAAAGUUCCAUAUUUCAGACAGUUCCUUCUCGAAGCAACUGCCUACAGUGAUAUUAUUCCAGAACGGCAAGGAAGUUGACCGCAGACCGACCGUUGACUCCAAGGGCAAAUUGCAAAAGUUUUUCUUCUCCGAGGACAACGUGAAGGCUGCUUUGAAUUUGAACAACAUUUACAAGGAAAGCAAGGAAAGUGCCAGCAAAGCGAUCAAGGCAAAUAAGGCUGAGAAGAAGACGAACUGAACAUUUGCAGCUCCAGCGUGAAUGUUGAGACUCAAUGAUUUACCAAAAUAUUAUUUCAUUUCGAUUGUAUUUUAGGCUAGAUUUAAGUUGUGCAAUGCAAACAGUUUAAUUUAUAAAAUAAAUUAUUGAAACACACGAA